Messenger RNA from Dictyostelium discoideum AX4, 210 nucleotides. RefSeq lists its product as hypothetical. The record is from RefSeq and is a predicted model, not a curated record. NCBI's taxonomy places the organism in Eukaryota, Evosea, Eumycetozoa, Dictyosteliales, Dictyosteliaceae. The coding region runs from base 1 to 210 and encodes 69 amino acids. The transcript has 3 exons.
AUGGGUUAUUUUAUAAAAAUUAACAAAAGAAAAAUAAAAAAAAAAAUCACAAACAAUCAUUCUAUUAAUAAAUUUUUAAUAUUCCUUCCUACUGAAAAAAAAAAAUUCCACCACAAUGUUUUUUUUUUGAUAACACAGAUGUUCAUUAACGACAUAAUGUAUUAUAAAAAAAGAAAAAAAAAUUUGUUAAAAAAAAAAAAAAUAUCUUGA